This is a messenger RNA of Panthera uncia (snow leopard), 1262 nucleotides long. RefSeq names its product ribosomal protein L6 (gene RPL6). The record is from RefSeq and is a predicted model, not a curated record. NCBI's taxonomy places the organism in Eukaryota, Metazoa, Chordata, Mammalia, Carnivora, Felidae. The coding region runs from base 86 to 1075 and encodes 329 amino acids. Gene Ontology annotation, cellular component: ribosome. Gene Ontology annotation, molecular function: structural constituent of ribosome. Gene Ontology annotation, biological process: translation. The transcript is spliced from 7 exons.
UGCAAGGUAAGUAUGGCGGGCCUUCUCUGCGAGACUAGAUUUCAGGAUCCCUAAUCCUUCACCAUCCGAACCGAGAAGGAAUCAAAUGGCGGGCGAAAAAGCUGAGAAGCCGGAUGCUAAGGAGAAGAAACCUGAAGCCAAGAAGGCUGAUGCUGGUGGCAAGGUUAAGAAGGGUAGCCCCAAGGCUAAAACGCCAAAGAAGGGGAAGCCCCACUGCAGCCGAAACCCUGUCCUAGUCAGAGGAAUUGGCAGGUAUUCCCGAUCGGCUAUGUAUUCGAGAAAGGCCAUGUACAAGAGGAAGUAUUCAGCAGCUAAAUCCAGGAUUGAAAAGAAAAAGAAGGAGAAGGUUCUUGCUACUGUCACAAAACCAGUUGGUGGUGACAAGAAUGGUGGUACCCGAGUGGUUAAACUUCGCAAAAUGCCUAGGUAUUAUCCUACUGAAGAUGUGCCUCGGAAGCUGUUGAGCCACGGCAAAAAACCUUUUAGUCAGCAUGUGAGGAAACUGCGAGCUAGCAUCACUCCUGGGACCAUUUUGAUCAUCCUCACUGGGCGCCACAGAGGCAAGAGAGUGGUUUUCCUGAAGCAACUGAGCAGUGGCUUGCUACUUGUGACUGGACCUCUGUCCCUUAAUCGAGUUCCUCUGCGUAGAACACACCAGAAAUUUGUCAUUGCCACCUCCACCAAAAUUGAUAUCAGCAAUGUGAAAAUCCCCAAACACCUCACUGAUGCUUACUUCAAGAAGAAGAAGCUGCGUAAGCCCCGACACCAGGAAGGUGAGAUCUUCGACACGGAGAAAGAGAGGUGUGGUUUGACUCUGCGUGCUUGUGGCAUCUUGGCCUCUGCUAAGAGCAGUCGGGGUCGGGAGGCUGGCACCAGCUGCAGUGGAAGCUCCACUGUGUCAUCGGUUUGGAUCAGCGUUCUUGCCUUCUUCACCGUCUGGCUUGCCACCCAGCACCCACCAGUAGGGAAUAGCGACAUUUCCCCAAUCAUUACCGAGCAGGUCAGUACUGGGCUAUGUGGACAAAAAAUAGCUCUUCUCUUCAGGCCACAAACUUUCCUUCCUUUGAAUGGGUAAUACCCAUUUCUCCCCCAUAAUCAUUGCAAUCUUGUAUAUCUGGUUUUUUAAAAGCAUACAUAGCAACGUAGCAAAUGAGUAUAAUUAUUUACCAUCUUUUUUUUUUUUUUUUUUUUUUAACCAAAAAUCCCUUAUGCUGUACAUACUAUUACACAGAUGACAAACCGUGUGUUUUGGUCAUUCCAUA